This is a messenger RNA of Scatophagus argus, 2913 nucleotides long. RefSeq lists its product as uncharacterized. Lineage: Eukaryota; Metazoa; Chordata; Actinopteri; Scatophagidae. The coding region runs from base 328 to 1215 and encodes 295 amino acids. The transcript is spliced from 5 exons. The record is from RefSeq and is a predicted model, not a curated record. Gene Ontology annotation, molecular function: DNA binding; POU domain binding.
AUGCUUCCAACCCCUAAUCUUGACUGCAGAUGCAAAUAGUCUAAAAAACGUCCCUACCAAACAUUUGCAUUUAAACAAAUAGAUAAAGGUCAUUUUGAAAAGCUGCCUCCUCAUGACUUCAGUGUGAGGUGGCAUGUUCCAUGUGUCCCUGCCCUCCUGACAGCGUAGUUAAAGCUCCCACUGUGGCACACCACUCAGUAUGGUGCUGCACACUGGGAUUUAGCUACUGUAGGUAAAUACAGCAGAAGGAGAACAGAGGCCUCUGUGUGUGUGUGUGUGUGUGUUUGUGUGUGUGUGUGUGUACAUGUCACGCUGCUCAACAGCAUCAUGGAAACAGAAUAUUCUAAAAGAGUGUACCAAGGCGUUCGAGUCAAGCACACAGUCAAAGACCUGCUGGCGGAGAAGAGGUCCCGACAGACGAAUGGGCCCAGAUACAGUGGAGGAUCAACGACACCACCUUCAUUUGUCCAGAUGCCAGGGUCUCACAUGCUGCCCAGCUACUAUAGCAUGAGGCGUCCCUUCAUCUCAGACUCAGACUUCUGCCCAUCCACCAAGCAGUUCUCCCCUGAUGUCUAUUCAUCCACACUGGGUGGUAAACCUCUGGGCUGCGAGCCCUCCACCAUGACCAGUUACUCCUCCCUCAUUGACGGUUACUACCCAGAGACCUUUGGUGAUUACCGCAGCGCCGCCACCUUCUCCAGCUCCGGAGGAUCCUUCCUGCCUUCAUCGGCCCUCUCGUCCCUGCUGCCUCCCUUUAGUGGAGAGUCCUCACAUCUAUUUCUGAGAGACUCGUGGGAGCAGUCUGUUCCCGAGUCAGUAUCCCAGGUGGAGGCUCUGUGUCCUGACAGCCUGACCUCUGUCAGCGUCCCUCCCUCCAUGCCCAGCCCAGAACCCCCAGGGAGCCCCUCCCAGUACCGCUCGCCCAGCCGCGGCUCCUCCAUGGGCCCCAGCAGCCAACCUUACACCUUACACUCUCUGGAAGACGCCCACUAUCACCCCCUUACCACCAGCAGCUCCUACUCGGUCCCCUCCACCUCCUUCUCCUGCCCUCCCUACAUGACCAGCCCCGUCAGCGACUUGGUUUCCAAGAUGGUGACGGAGGAGGUGGCCGACAGCCACACCAGUCUGCCUCCCAAUGGCGAGGCCCACUCAUGCUGGCCCAAAGAGGACGGAGUGAGCUCGUGGUCAAACUACGAGAUCAGGAGGGCCUACUGACUGCAGGACUGACCUGAUGUACAAAAGAAAGUGGAGGUUUCACAGACAAUUAAACAGUGACUUCAACAGGCACUUGACAGCACAGAGACAACGCAUUCAAACAGCAGUCAAGUGUUUUGUUGACAGGACAAUUUGAAUGCAUUUACAAGGAUUAAUAUGUUGGUAGGAGUGUGGUAGCCCAUGUUGACCAAGGUGCCCAUAUUACAGCCUGAUCUGGUAGGAAAAUCUUUCUUAUCUUUUUAAACGUGUGUGCUUUUGUUUGAUGUAUAUAAAAAGGAGUGAUCCAUGUAGACCCAAUCAGAAAACAGUCACACUAUAAGUCUUGACUACUGAAACACGAGCAAAAAUGUAAUAAAAAAGGACAGUCAUUUUCAUGGUAUGAGGCCUUGGUCAAACAAAAUACAAACUAACAAACUACAUGAACAUGACACAUGCUGAGCACUCAAGAGGAACUUGUGCGGUUGCUGGUGGGUACAGUUAGCUUAACUAAUAAAUACAGUACAUAUGCCCAUAUAUUUGUGUUUAGGUAUAAAUAAAGGCAAGUAGCAUAUCAGAAUGGUUUGAAGUUGAUAUUCGGUGUAUUUAUUGUCAGAAUAACCAAUAAAGAAGAAAUCGAUCACCUAUGACAAGCCUCCCACCGGCCUGAGUCAGCUGUAACACUUCAACACCACAUGCUGCCAUGAGAAUUUCAUAAACGCAUCCAAACAGAGACGCUGUGCAGUAAAACUGUAAAAGGCUACAUUUAAUAGAGUUUUUCUAUCACGUUGAGUCAAUGUCAGUAAUUUAACUUUGUCUGACUAAAUAAAAUGAAUGCAAACUUAUACAUAAAGCUCAUGUGUUUACUCAGUUAUUACAUAUAAAGUUAAAGAAACAGCGAAUUUGUUCAAGUAUUUAUGAGUCACAUAUUUUACAUAACAGUAAUGCAUUUCAAGUAAGUUAUUCUGUCUCUUGUAAUAAAUCACACUCAAGUUAUUUAAUUGUGAGCCUUUAAACUGAACUUUUGACAUAAAAUUUAGAUGUAAUUAAAAUAUUGAAAUUCAAACUUUUGGGCAUAAUUAUUUGUUUAAGUGAAAGCAAACUUAGCUGAUAAAGAAAAUAAAGAGCAAAGACAGAACAAUGACACUUUCAGGAUCACUAUGUCUUGUAUGAAAAAAUACUUCAACGCCUGCAUCCACUUUACUGGGAUACAUCUUGUCAAUUAUCACACUGUUUGGUACCAGAGCAAAUGAAGACAUUUUGCCAUGAAGUUUUUGCCGCAGAUGAAAAGCUGCUGCUUUAACAUGAAUCCCUACGCAAAAUAGAUGUUUCACCUUUUAAAGGAGAUUCUUAGAUUCUUACUUGGUGCAUGUGCCUGUGAAUAUAAUAAAGGUGAAUAAAAUAAAACACUUUAGAACCUGAAAAGUUUGAUGAGGAUAUUUCUUACGCAUAUCAUACCUCACUGUUGUACAAUAAAAUUAAGCUAAUUUUACGUGUGUGAAGCUUAUGGGAGUCCAAAGAUGGACACACUUCAAAAAUCACCACAAAAAGAAUUAAUAAGGGGUUUAUUACACAAAUGCUAUAUUGUUAUUAUAAACAGAUACAAGGACAUUUUAUGACUCAGCUGUAAUGUGGAGACACAGAACAAACAGUAAGACAGAGAGGCUCCUUUAAAACUCUCAGAGUGAUGACUGAUGAUGAGUCAGCACUGUUCAGUGCAGA